GACGCCAUUUUCCCACCACUUCUAUGGAAACUGAAAGUUACUCCUCAAAGCUUGCCGGGAAGUGUAGUCCAACCUCUGGGGCCAAUGCGCAAGCCCUUGCCCAGGAGAACUGCAAGACCCGCAAUGCCCCGCGCCUGCGUGGGACGAGGAGUGAGGGGGAAGGAGAGGAGGCGGGGCGACAAAGCAGUGGGGAGGCGGCGACGACGCCUGCGCAGUGUGACCGGGAUGGCGCAUUUUCUUGCUUCGAGUAAUGCAGUGUCGCUGGUGGCUGAGGAGGGUGGAGAGUUCUGUGGUGAAGCAAGGGGAGGGACCCAUGUAGACGUCAGGCGGAGCCUUGGUCAGAACUAUAAAGUGGGAAGUUGAUGCUGGGUACUACUACUCCCCGGACCGGCAACGCGAAAAGUUGUGAUAUCACCGUUGAACCCGCGUUUCCGUUGGUUCAUUCAAUCGUUCACAAAUUUGUUGAGUGCCUACCAUGUAAAAAAAAACGGUGCAGACAGGAAGUAAAGUGGACACACGAGUGUGACCUUGGUAAUAGUGAUCAGCUUUGAAAUUUAAAAACAAUGGAGAAGACUCAAGAAACAGUCCAAAGAAUUCUUCUAGAACCCUAUAAGUAUUUACUUCAGUUACCAGGAAUCUCUAUGACUAGCUCCUGUUAGAAACUAUUUGGGGCCUUAAAAGUAUCAAUCCAGACCCCAGAAUCUGGUGAAAGGAAAAAAAUAUUAAAGCACAACUGCAUUACCUGUAAGCAAGUGAGAACCAAACUUUCACAGGCAUUUAAUCAUUGGCUAAAAGUUCCAGAAGAUAAGCUACAGAUUAUCAUUGAAGUGACAGAAAUGUUGCAUAAUGCCAGUUUGCUCAUCGAUGAUAUUGAAGACAACUCAAAACUUCGACGUGGCUUUCCAGUGGCACACAGCAUCUAUGGAAUUCCAUCUGUCAUCAAUUCUGCCAAUUAUGUAUAUUUUCUUGGCCUACAGAAAGUCUUAACCCUUGACCACCCAGAUGCAGUGAAGCUUUUUACCCACCAGCUUUUGGAACUCCAUCAGGGACAAGGUCUAGACAUUUAUUGGAGGGAUAAUUACACUUGUCCCACUGAAGAAGAAUAUAAAGCUAUGGUGCUGCAAAAGACAGGUGGACUAUUUGGAUUAGCAGUAGGUCUCAUGCAGUUGUUCUCUGAUUACAAAGAAGAUCUGAAGCCACUACUUAAUACACUUGGGCUCUUUUUCCAAAUUAGGGAUGAUUAUGCUAAUCUACACUCCAAAGAAUACAGUGAAAACAAAAGCUUUUGUGAAGAUCUAACAGAGGGAAAGUUCUCAUUCCCUACUAUUCAUGCUAUUUGGUCGAGACCUGAAAGCACCCAGGUGCAGAAUAUCUUGCGCCAGAGAACCGAAAAUAUAGAUAUUAAAAAAUACUGUGUACAUUAUCUUGAGAAUGUAGGUUCUUUUGAAUAUACCCGGAGUACUCUUAAAGAGCUUGAAUCUAAAGCCUAUAAACAAAUUGAUGCACGUGGUGGAAACCCUGAGCUCGUAGCUUUAAUAAAGCACUUAAGCAAAAUGUUCAAAGAAGAAAAUGAAUAAUCAGCCAUUCUUGAUUAGGCCUGGUAGCUUGUUGUAGUUGACUAUUUUUUUGUCUUUUAGCGUAUUGCUUUUUUAACAACUUGGACCAAGCUGUCAGUCUCCAGAAAGUGGAUAGGGGUGAUGUGAGUGAGGUUGUUUCAAUUUAUAACCCCUUUGCACAGAUAAUCAUGGUACAAAGUUGAAGGAAUCAAAAGGAACCACAUUUAAAUAGGUUUUAUUUGAAUGUCAGAAUGUGCUGUGUUUGGACCUUAUGGACAACUGCCACAAACGUUCUGUCAAUAAAGAAGACUUCAGCUUCCAGGAAUUUUUAUCAAAUACUUCCUAACUGUACUGUGUGGGCAGUUCCUCAUUUGUCUACCCCAGUUCCAAGCCAGUGACUCCUUGGGGCCAGUUUCUGUAGCUAGCUAGCCCAGAGACCACUGGACCUCCUCUUCUUCCUAAAUGUUGCUACUUAGAAUAUCUCAGUCUCCUCUUGGAAACUCCCUCACUAAAGUCUUCCAUGAAAAUCUGACUAUGGUAAGCAUUAAGCAAAGGGGGUCCUUCUUCUUACCCCCUUCCUUUUUUUCUUCCUCCCUGCCCAGCAAAUUUUGCUCUUUAACCAAGGAGUCUCCACUUAAUGAAAUUUAUAUGCUAGCCCAAAUUCAUUCUUUUUUUCCUUUUAAUCUGUGACCCAAAACAUUACUAUCUGGAUACAGCAGUGUCUUUCCAUUUAGGAAGGAAAAAAAAAAAGUACAUGGAAAAAGUAUUCUAGGAAGGAGCCUUUAUUUAAGCUUUUUUAUAUUUUCCUAUCAGUAGUAAAAAUCAUAAAAGAGCUAUUUGCAAGGAGCUUUUGCUUAAGUACAAAAGCAGAGGGAAAUGCUCUUUUCCUUGCCAUUCACGUCACCACUCCCCCUUGAAGGCAAUUGGUGCUUGAAUGGAAAGGGAAGGUAGGUAUCUUUAAUCUCUGUGAUUAAAGGAAUGAAAAGUGUAACCUGAGAGCUAGUGACUGACUGAAAAGUAGUCAAAGCUAUGCUGUCAGGCACUAAUUAGCUUUAUAGUGCUUUAACCCUGACUCUCUAUCCCUUUUGUGUAAUUUCCACCUCCAAACCCCUGGAACUAUCUGUGGCAAUAAGAGGUAGGGGGGAUAAAAACGAUCACCCUGAUUCCUUCAUUUAGAAGUGUUGCUGACCUCUCAAAAUGAAACUUUUCCAGAAACCUUGCAUUUUGCUUGAGUGGUUCUAUUAUAGUAUAUUAAAUCAGAACUAAUCACCAUGUCCUUGUAUGAGACAUUAUCACUGAAGCCCUCAACCUAAAUUUUUGAAAAGUUGAUUAUUCCAUUUACUAGCUUUUAAAGUCAUUUGAAUCUUCCAUUUUAAUUGAUAUAAAGAAAAUUUAAAAUCAUGGGUAUUUAUGCCGCAUUAUGGAAACUUGAACUUUGUGUUUAUAAAUCUGUUACUUAAAAGCUUAAUGAUUAUUCAAGAAGAUCUAACACUAUAUAGACAAAAUAUUUACCUUUAAGAUGAAGGCUCCUUACCUAAUCAAAUUAAGUUUGGCCUGGUACUAUUCAUGAUUCUUUGUCAUUUGUAUCUGGCCUUUGUUGAUGACAGAAAUGCUUGACUUUGAAUUGGGGACUUUACAAAGCAUCAUUUGAUCCAUUAAUCAGAAAUCUAUUCUUUUCACUUGAGCUAUCAUCACAGUUUGUCAAUACAGAAGGAAAACAAUGUAAGAGUAGUUAAAAGUUUAAUAAAAUAUAGUAAUUUAUCUAGUUUUAAA
Messenger RNA from Canis lupus familiaris (dog), 3329 nucleotides. It is a transcript of the gene GGPS1, whose product is annotated as geranylgeranyl diphosphate synthase 1. Bases 837 to 1577 code for a protein of 246 amino acids. Lineage: Eukaryota; Metazoa; Chordata; Mammalia; Carnivora; Canidae. Gene Ontology annotation, molecular function: prenyltransferase activity. The record is from RefSeq and is a predicted model, not a curated record. The transcript has 6 exons. Gene Ontology annotation, biological process: isoprenoid biosynthetic process.